GAAUAAUAAACGAAGGAAGCACCUGUUUAGAGUCUCCCACUCACUCCCAUACCCCUACUUCUAUAUUAUUUGUACUAUCUCUUCGUUUCGUUGCCCAUCUUCUGUAGCUGCUUCUUCUUCUUCUUUCUCUUCCUCCUCUUUCUCGUACUCUUCUGUUUCCUUGGUCUUUUUUUUUUUUUUUUUUUUUUCCUCUCUUGUCUCUCUCUGUAUUCCAUUCAUUGUUCUUAGAUUUAUGCAGAGAAAAGAAGUCAUUUUGAGAGGCGAUUUUCAUUACCAAAACAUAUGUGUAAAUAUAUAUGUCACAGAAAGCUGAUUGUGUGAGGUGAUUUGAGGGAUCAAACCAGAAUUUGUUCCAGCGAUUUUCAUCCUUUGGAAUACAUACAUGUCAAUGAGAUAUCAGAGAGUAAGCAGCCCAGAUGGCGUUGCUUUGAGUAAUGGGAAGAAGCCCAACAUCAAUGGCAGAAUUCUCAACCCGACUACCAAUACCACCAGAACAAAUGUGAAUGGCACCAGUUGUUCUACUUUGGAAGCCAAAGGCUUCAGGUUCAGAUCCCCAUCUAGAACAACCCAAGACCAAAUCAACACUUUUGAAGCUGCACCCACUUCACCCCAGUCCGAUAACCACCACCACCACCAGCAGCUCCAUGAUCCCCUAUCAGCAGCGAAGAACCACCAGACCCAGAACCCGAAGAGCGACAGAAGUCCAAGUCCCUGUGCGAGUGCGAGUCCCUGCCCGGGCCGGGGUGCCGGAGGCGUUAAUGGAGACAUGUUACUGCAGUGGGGCCAGAGAAAGAAAGCAAGAGUCUCAAGAACGGAGAUCCGGGUGCUAACUGAUGACUCGGCAUCAUCGUCGUCGUCGUCUGCUGCUAUCAAGGCCCAAAGGAGACUCGCACCCGCCACAACGAUGCCACCACCGCCGCCUCCGCCACUGCCCCUUUCUUCCGCUUCUACUCCUAACGCCCCCACCAGACCCAGAAGAGAAGCUUCUGCCUUUCUUUCCAACAGGAAUUUAGAGGAGCGAUCUGGUUCUGGAGCAAACGGAUCACCAUCCAGAAACGGUGGCAGCAGUAGCCGAGUGUUGCCGAGAUCUAUGGCCGGAAGACGAUCUCCUCCUCCGGAGAAACUUGAUAGAAAGAUGAAUCCUUAUUCUGGGUCUGCAAAAGAUGAGAAGGAGAAGCCAAAUGGAUCCUGUGAUCAUCUUGAUUCUGCUAAUCAAGCACACUCAGAGCAAGAAGCUGGGCCUACUAACACUGCUGCUCCAUUGACUGGAGGAGGAGGAGGAGGGGAAAAGGUGAAUGUUGAAGUGACUGAGUGGCCCAGGAUUUACCUUGCUCUGUCGAGAAAGGAGAAAGAAGAUGAUUUCCUUGCAAUGAAAGGCACAAAACUGUCUCAGAGACCCAAGAAAAGAGCCAAGAACAUUGAUAAAGCUCUCCAGUAUUGUUUUCCAGGGAUGUGGCUGUCUGACUUGACAAGGAAUCGAUAUGAGGUUAGGGAGAAGAAAUGUGUGAAGAAGCAAAAGCGAAGGGGUCUGAAAGGAAUGGAGAGCUUGGACAGUGAAUCCGAGUAGCCAAUUUUCCAGUCAAUUCUGCUCCAAGAAAAUAAAAAAUAAAAAAAAAUUAUAUUAUGUUGGUUCAUACUUUAUAGUGGGUGGAGGGUAGGGCCCACCAACAACCUUUUUCAAUUAAUAUAUUUGGCCCUUUCUUCUACUGUUAAAGGUAUCAAUUUGAGGUUGAUAUAUCGGAGCUUGAUCUGCAAAAGCACACGCGGAGAGAUGGAGGCAGGUGUGACUGAAAAAUCCAGAGGUACUCAGGGCCCAUCCAAGCCAAGCCUAGCCUUCUCUCAGAGAGAGACUGACAACCAGAAGAGCUUUUAUACUCAGCCAAGUUUUUUAAUGUAAGAUAUAAAAACCAGCUAAAUCAAUCACGUGAGGAAACCCUCCAAGGUGGGGUUCUUUUUUUUAUGUUAAGUGCUUGGUUUUUUUGGUUGCUUGUCAUUUGUUUUGCGUGGAAUUCUUUGCUGUUGUUCAUGCUCAUCCCGUGUUGAGAAAGAGCUGCCCUCCACCCUUCGUGCAGCUGUUUCUUCCCCAUCAAUGACAAAUGAAUGAGCUGUUUUC
Molecule: messenger RNA, 2113 nt
Organism: Juglans microcarpa x Juglans regia
Lineage: Eukaryota; Viridiplantae; Streptophyta; Magnoliopsida; Fagales; Juglandaceae
Product: espin-like
Exons: 5
Coding region: 383-1567 (394 amino acids)
Source: RefSeq, a predicted model, not a curated record